Molecule: messenger RNA, 591 nt
Organism: Rotaria socialis
Lineage: Eukaryota; Metazoa; Rotifera; Eurotatoria; Philodinida; Philodinidae
Source: the annotation of a GenBank genome assembly
AUGUGGUCUGUGUUAACAUGGAUACGAGAUGUAGUUGCUGAGUAUACUUGGUUUUGGUGGCCAUCUAAUGGCUCAAAUUCGAAUGCAAUACUUCUUGUCGGUUUAGAUGAUGCCGGCAAAACGACAUUAACUGGUCGCUUAACUCAAAAUCGUCUUAUUCAAGCACCACCAACUGGUAAACCAUCAAAACAUGAAUUUAAAAUUGGCUCAACUACCUUAACUCUAACUGAUGUUGGUGGUCAUCAACAAGCAAGACGUUUAUGGCGAGAUUAUAUGUUUGCUUCCACACGUCUUAUUUUCAUGAUUGAUGCGAGUAAUCGUCAACGCAUUCCUGAAGCACGUUAUGAAUUAUUACAAAUAUUAAAUGAUGAUAAUAUGAAUUUUGCACCUCUAUUGAUUCUCGGGAAUAAAAUUGAUAAUGUUGACACUGCAUAUAGUGAAAGUGACUUAAGAUAUCAUCUGCAAAUUGACAAAUAUCUCAAUGAAGAAAAUCCUCGAGUUAAAUUAUGUAUGUGUAGUAUCAAAAGACAUGAAGGUUUUACUGAUGGCUUGCAGUGGCUCAUUAAACGACCGAUUAAUUCAGAAAAUUAG